Pongo pygmaeus (Bornean orangutan) is the source of this 2561-nucleotide messenger RNA. Its product is annotated as glutathione hydrolase 5 proenzyme. Gene Ontology annotation, biological process: glutathione catabolic process. Gene Ontology annotation, molecular function: glutathione gamma-glutamate hydrolase. Bases 371 to 2242 code for a protein of 623 amino acids. NCBI's taxonomy places the organism in Eukaryota, Metazoa, Chordata, Mammalia, Primates, Hominidae. The transcript has 13 exons. The record is from RefSeq and is a predicted model, not a curated record.
GUUGAGGCGUGAGUUUGGCCACUCCGUAGUGUGCACUUGGUGAGGGCAGCAGCUCGCCACAGCUGCCAGCCGUCUGUCCAUUCACCCAUCUGUCCAUCUGGCAGCCCGCUGUUCAGACCUGUCUGUCUGUCUGCCCAUCUGUAAGCCCAUCUCUGUCCCAUUGUCUAUCUGACCAUCUUUCUCUUACUGUCCUCCUUGUCUAGCUAUCUGGCCUGUCGAUCCAUCUUCGUGUCUGUCUUCAGCCCCCCACCUGUUUGUCCAUCUGUCCAAUUACCUGUGACUCUGUGCAUCUUCUUGUCCAUUCGUCUGCCCACCCAUCCGUCCCUCUGUCUGCCCACCAGCCGCCCCUCUCCUCCUGGGCUGCAGAGCCAUGGCCCGGGGCUAUGGGGCCACAGUCGGCCUAGUCCUGCUGGGGCUGGGGCUGGCGCUGGCUGUCAUUGUGCUGGCUGUGGUCCUUUCUCGACACCAAGCCCCCUGUGGCCCCCAGGCCUUUGCCCACGCUGCUGUUGCCGCUGACUCGAAGGUCUGCUCGGAUAUUGGACGAGCCAUCCUCCAGCAGCAGGGCUCACCCGUGGAUGCCACCAUCGCGGCUCUGGUCUGCACCAGCGUUGUCAACCCUCAGAGCAUGGGCCUGGGCGGAGGGGUCAUCUUCACCAUCUACAAUGUGACGACAGGGAAGGUGGAGGUCAUCAAUGCCCGGGAGACGGUGCCGGCCAGCCACACCCCGAGCCUGCUGGAUCAGUGUGCACAGGCUCUGCCGCUGGGCACAGGGGCCCAGUGGAUCGGGGUGCCCGGGGAGCUCCGCGGCUAUGCCGAGGCCCACCGCCGCCAUGGCCGCCUGCCCUGGGCGCAGCUGUUCCAGCCCACCAUCGCGCUGCUUCGAGGGGGGCAUGUGGUGUCCCCUGUCCUCAGCCGGUUCCUGCACAACAGCUUCCUGCGGCCUUCCUUGCAGGCAUCAACCCUGCGCCAGCUCUUCUUCAACGGGACAGAACCCCUGAGACCUCAGGACCCACUCCCAUGGCCUGCGCUGGCCACCACCCUGGAGACCGUGGCCACAGAGGGCGUGGAGGUCUUCUACACGGGGAGGCUGGGCCAGAUGCUGGUGGAGGACAUUGCCAAGGAAGGGAGCCAGCUGACGCUGCAGGACCUGGCCAAGUUCCAGCCCGAGGUGGUGGAUGCCCUGGAGGUGCCCCUGGGGGACUAUACCCUGUACUCACCACCGCCGCCUGCAGGGGGUGCCAUUCUCAGCUUUAUCCUCAACGUGCUAAGAGGGUUCAACUUCUCAGCAGAGUCUGUGGCCAGGCCUGAAGGGAGGGUGAACGUGUACCACCACCUUGUGGAGACGCUCAAGUUUGCCAGGGGGCAGAGGUGGAGGCUGAGGGACCCUCGAAGCCACCCAAAGCUCAAGAAUGCCUCCCAGGACCUGCUGGGGGAGACCCUGGCCCAGAUCAUCCGCCAACAGAUCGAUGGCCGGGGGGACCACCAGCUCAGCCACUACAGCUUGGCCGAGGCCUGGGGCCACGGGACAGGCACGUCCCAUGUGUCCGUGCUGGGGGAGGAUGGCAGCGCCGUGGCUGCCACCAGCACCAUCAACACACCCUUUGGAGCGAUGGUGUAUUCACCACGGACAGGCAUCAUCCUCAACAACGAGCUCCUGGAUUUAUGCGAGCGAUGCCCCCGGGGUUCCGGCACCACCCCCUCACCUGCCGCUGUUUGCUCAGCAGUGAGUGGAGACAGGGUGGGUGGAGCUCCCGGAAGGUGCUGGCCCCCAGUUCCAGGCGAGCGUUCCCCGUCCUCCAUGGUGCCCUCCAUCUUGAUCAACAAAGCCCAGGGGUCGACGCUAGUGAUUGGCGGGGCUGGUGGGGAGCUCAUCAUCUCUGCCGUGGCCCAGGCCAUCAUGAACAAGCUGUGGCUUGGCUUUGACCUGAGAGCGGCCAUCGCAGCCCCCAUCCUGCACGUCGACAGCAAGGGCUGUGUGGAGUACGAGCCCAGCUUCAGCCAGAAACAGGAUCUUGCUGCAUUGCCCAGGCUGGUCUCAAACUCCUGGCCUCAAGUGAUCCUCCUUCCUCAGCCUCCCAAAGUGUUGGCAUUACAGGAGGUGCAGAGGGGACUCCAAGACCGUGGCCAGAACCAGACCCAGAGGCCCUUCUUCCUGAACGUGGUCCAGGCCGUGUCCCAGGAGGGGGCCUGUGUGUACGCCGUCUCUGACCUGAGGAAGGGUGGGGAGGCUGCAGGCUACUAAGACACUGCUCUGCCCAGAGCUGAAGUCUGGCCCCACCAUGAGUCCUGUGUCCAGGCCGGACAUGGCUGGGGGACCAAGUACUCUGGCAGGAUCCGGACCCCUCUCAGGGGAGUCCAGCUGAGAGUGGAAGAGGUGGUGGGGACCAGCUGGGCAGAUGAGAGGCUGAGCCUCAUCCCUGACCCCCUUUCCCAGAGUCCCUGGUGGCCCUGAACUGGCCCCUCUAUCCCUCCGCAGGCCUCUUGCCUGGGGCCACUCUCCCAACCUCUCGACCUGUAUAUCCUCCAGUCCAAGAUUAAAGAAGAGGCGGACCGUGGCCUGA